Syngnathus acus (greater pipefish) is the source of this 3323-nucleotide messenger RNA. It is a transcript of the gene lrfn1, whose product is annotated as leucine rich repeat and fibronectin type III domain containing 1. NCBI's taxonomy places the organism in Eukaryota, Metazoa, Chordata, Actinopteri, Syngnathiformes, Syngnathidae. The record is from RefSeq and is a predicted model, not a curated record. The coding region runs from base 919 to 3171 and encodes 750 amino acids. Gene Ontology annotation, molecular function: protein binding. The transcript is spliced from 4 exons.
GCAGCUUCUCAUUCUCGCAGGUGUACACACACAGGGCGCAUUUUUUUGUGUGUGUGUGUGCGCGCGGAAAGAUUCGCCUGGGAUUCUGUAAACUACCCGGCCAUUAUCAUCCUCCUCCGCCUCCUCCUUUUCACCACUCCCCCCCUCCCCUGAUCCCUCCCGCUGCACGGAGCACGCCGGCUGGGUGAUUUUUGUGCAAAACUCGCUGCGCGCACGGCCACGCGCGAUAGCAACCAAGAGAGAGUGAGCGAGAGAGAGUGCUGAGGACGGAAAAAAACACGGUGCCACCAAAACCUUGGGUGGAGAUUCCAUCAUGGUUGCGCAAAGGAGAAGUUAGACUGACCCUGGCUGCUGCAUGUUUCAUUUUUUUUCCCGGAUCGCUUCUUUUCUCUUUUUUUCCUCCGCUGCAAUCCGUUACAAACGCGUGGGAUCUAUCGGCAGAUAAAAUCCGACCGCGUGCGUGGGGAGGAAGCGUGAUGCGCAUUGGUCCUUGAACGCACCUCGGACGCAAAGCCACCUCGAAAGGACUCUGGGGAGCUUUUUAUUUUUUUGUGUGUCGCUAAUCUUCCAGAGGUUGGAUUUGAAUGUUUUUUUUUUCCUCAGACAUUAAUCUCACAUCUCUUUUUGGAUCGUUUCAUCAGCUUCCAUUACUCUACCGCCACGCGUCAAUUUGGAAUACAUUAACUCCCGUUUACCGGACUCAAAUCGAACCCCCCCUCGAAGUGGAGGCAGCGCGGGAGGGAAUCAUGUGCACCCCUUCAUUAGUGUCACUUUUGGUGGUUGUUUCCGGUUAAAUCCAGCCAUCCACCGCGACCAGUGCCCCCUAGUGGCGAGUGGGCAUUCAGCUGAUCAGGAUACUGAUGUGACUCUCGCAAUGGAAACCAGGGCUUGACUUGUGGAGCAGGAACGCAAUUGAAAAUGGAGCGGCUGAUCCUGUGCGUGCUCCUGUGCGGUGCUCUGGCGAAGGGCUACAGUUGUCCCAGCCGCUGCAUCUGCCAGCACCUGUCGCCCACCCUGACGCUCCUCUGCGCUAAGACGGGACUCCUCUUCGUGCCGCCCACCAUCGACCGCAAGACAGUGGAGCUGCGACUCACCGACAACUUCAUCACCGUCAUCCGCAGGAAGGACUUCUUCAACAUGACCAGCUUGGUGCACCUCACUUUGUCGCGCAACACCAUCAGCCAGAUUACUCCGCAGGCCUUUGUAGACCUCCGCUUGCUGCGGGCGCUGCACAUGGAUGGAAACCGCCUGAGCGCCAUCAGGAGCGACCAUUUCAAAGGCCUGCACAACCUGCGACACCUCAUCCUCGGAAACAACCAGAUCCACCAGGUAGCCGCUACGUCUUUUGACGAGUUUGUCUCCACCAUCGAGGACCUUGAUCUGUCCAACAACAACCUGCGGACCCUGCCUUGGGAAGCCAUAGCCCGGAUGACUAACAUCAACACGCUCACCCUGGACCAUAACCUGAUCGACCACAUCGGAGAAGGUACCUUUACCCUGCUCACCAAGCUGGUCCGCCUGGAUAUGACGUCCAACCGGCUGCAGAAGCUGCCGCCCGAUAGCCUGUUCCAGCACGCUCAGGUGCUGUCCGACGCCAAGGGCUCCAGCUCGUCCACUCUGGCCGUCAGCUUCGGGGGCAACCCGCUUCACUGCAACUGCGAGCUGCUGUGGCUCCGUCGGCUGACCCGCGAAGACGACUUGGAAACUUGCGCCUCGCCGGACCACCUCAUGGACAAGUACUUCUGGUCCAUACAAGAAGAGGAGUUCAUCUGCGAACCACCGCUGAUUACCAAACACCUUACCACCAAGCCUCACGUGAUGGAAGGGCAAGGGGUCACCCUCAAGUGCAAGGCGGUCGGCGAUCCCGAGCCAAAGAUCCACUGGCGUUCGCCCGAUGGCAAGCUGGUCCACAACAACUCCCGCACCAUCCUGUAUGAAAACGGCACCCUUGAUAUUCUCAUCACCACCCUGAAGGACAGUGGGGCGUUCAACUGCGUGGCCUCCAACGCGGCGGGCAUCGCCACGGCUGCCGUGGAGAUCAACAUGAUACCGCUGCCGCUGUUCGUCAACAACACGGGCCACAUGCGCGAAGACCCGGGCCUGUCCGACAUCACCACCUCAUCCAAGUCGGGCAACGACACCAAGCACAAGCAGGGCAGGAGAGUGGUGGUCACCGAGCUGACCUCGUCGUCGGCCGUCAUCCGAUGGCCGUCUGAGCGUCACAUCCCUGGAAUCAGAAUGUACCAAAUCCAAUACAACAGCACCGCUGACGACACGCUGGUGUACAGGAUGAUCCCGCCUACCAACAAGGAUUUCCUGAUCAACGACCUGGCGGCCGGACGCGAGUACGACCUGUGCGUGCUAGCCGUGUACGACGACGGCGUCACGUCGCUGACGGCCACGCGCGCGGUGGGCUGCAUCCAGUUCCACACUAACAACGAGGUCAGCCCGUGUCGAUUCAUGCACAGCCAGUUCCUGGGGGGCACCAUGAUCAUCAUUAUCGGCGGCAUCAUCGUGGCGUCCGUCCUGGUCUUCAUCGUCAUCCUCAUGAUCCGCUACAAGGCCUACGUCGGGCCAGAGGACACCAAGGCCAAGGCGGGCCCCGGCGUCCGAUCGCAGUCCAACGGCAGCCACCAACGACUGCAGCGCUCGGCAUCCGGUCAGGCUUCGGACGAGGGCCAGCGCGAGGGAUCCAAGGAAUGCAUGGCGCUGGUUCUGAAGGUGGACCAUGACAAGAAAGAGGACACCAGAGCCUUAGUGGCCGUAGGGGCGCCCUCCGCCGUCCCGGACGUGGAACUGCCUCCGUCGAGGAAGCGAAGGAGCAGCCUGCCGCCGGAGGACACGCAGACGGACAGCAGCCUGACGGGCUCCACCAUGUCGCUGUGCCUCAUCGGCCCGAGUGCCGGCUCGGCCGAGGCGCCGCGCUUCGUGGACAAAAAGGGACUCCUGGCCAAUGCGGGGCUGCUGAUGCCCGGCGAACUGGCGCGAACUCGGCACAGGUUCUCCUUCGACGGAGGGGACUACUCCAUAUUUCAGAGCCACAGUUACCCGCGGCGGGCCAGGACGAGGUGGCACCGCUCCACCAACCAGCUGGACGCCGAGUCGUCGCCCCUGGCCAACCGCCGGGUGACGUUCAGCAGCACCGAGUGGAUGCUGGAAAGCACCGUGUGAGCGGACAUGCCGCCAAACAGACAAAAAGUACAUCGGCCAUUCAUCCCGCCUUGCCAUCACACACGCCAGAGAGGUUUGUUAGCAAUCUGCGCCUCAUUUUUUCUUUCCCCAUUUCAGUUGGCAAUUGAAAAUCCAAACAAAGAGAAUAGGAC